AUGUCAACAUCAUUGUUUGAACAACUACAGCGUUUAAAGGCUCCACAGUCGGGAGUAAUAGCUGAUCCUAAACGACGUGCCUCCAUUCUUUUUGACCCCAAGGAGGCUGCCAGUAAGGAUAGACGUACCAUUUAUGACUUGGGCAUCCAUGGCUUGCAGGAGUUAAUUGUUCUUAAUCCAACAUUCCAGCAGUUUGAGCAGACACUAUUCGAUGAAAAUACGUUGCAUAUGGAGAGAGCUGUUGAAGUGAAGGAAGUCAAUGACCUGUUGAAUCGAAAUAUUAAAAAGUUCUUGCAGCACUUGAGCCCAUACUUUUUGCUAAGACCAUCUCUUUUGUGUUUAGAAUGGUUGGUGAGGCGUUUCCAAGUACACGAGUAUAAUCGUAAUGAGCUUAUGGCCCUAGUGCUGCCUUAUCAUGAGACAAAUGCGUUUGUCAAGGUUAUCCAAACAUUUAGUCUCAAAGAGUCGGAUAAGGAUUGGUAUUGGUUGAAGCCGUUGCAGAAACCUGGCAAACCUUUGGCCAAGUCAGCCAUUCUGAACAGAGCAGCCACCGAUAAAGGUUUCUUUAAUUUUGUGUGCAAAAUUACCACAGAAGCGAUAAAGGAACUGGGUUCUGAGGCCCACUUAUUGCAAACACAGAUGAACUUUUAUGGUUCAGUGGUAGUGGGUGCCUUGGAAACAGCCAGUGUCAUACAGGAAUGGCAUAUAACGACACUAUUGCCUUCAUUGAUGAAAGGUCUUACAUCGAACACUAUUGAUUUUGCAUCGGCCGCAUAUAUUAUCACGGCCAGGCUUGUCGCCCGCACUCUAGUGACUGCAAAAUUGUGUAAUGCCCUCAUAACUAAAGUUGCGAAUGUGAAAUUUGAACGCCUGCGACGCACUGCCGUUCUUUUGCUCAUCUGGAUUUUUGAUAGCCAACAAGCUUCCCAGCCCAAGUUCAAUGAAGAAACGUUGUGUCAUUUGAUGAAACAGAAAUGGUUCUUAACAAUACUCUCUGACUUGGCUAAAGAAAAUGUUGAUAUACAAUCCAUAUGUUUGCCCUUAAUCGUGGAUUCAGUUCGUGCCAUUCACGCCCAAAUCUCCCAAUGGCAAAUUUAUCAAAAGUUUUUAGAAGAUCUAAUUGAUGAGGUCGUAUUUCCAACAACCACAGCACAGCAGAUUAUCAGUACAUUUUUGGAUUGCUAUGUUGCUCCGACUCCGACACCCGAUUCUUCUCAAAAAUCAAAUGACACUAGUAUGGAGAGUGAUAUUAUCGAAUUAGGCUCUGAUGACGACGACGAUGAUGAUGUUGAUGUACGAUUUAGUUCUCACCUUUGGUAUUCCAAUUAUUUGCGUAAACUGGAACGUCAAUAUCCGGCAGCAUUUGACUUGACAAUAAAGGAUUCUUUGUCAAAUAAAGAAAAAGACAUUUCAAACGACCGCAGCAUUGCUAUUAAAAUGGCUUUGGGUUAUCGCCUUAAGUCGUUUGGUAAUGCUGCUUACGACAUCUACGAAAGCCUUUAUCAUCAUAAUGGUGAAAUACGUCUUUUAGCCAUACAAAAUUUAGUUGCAAAUCUAAAAGACUAUCAAAAGCGACCACAAAAUUAUCAACUACUUAAAGAAUGUCUUUGCGAUCGUAUUACUGACGACAAACCUGAAAUUGUCAUCGAAUUGUUGAAACUGCAAACAGAUGAAAUAUUGGAAAUUAUGGGAGCUCAACAGUUUGUGGAAGCCUUAAUAAGUAUUUUGUAUAAAAUACAAGUUGAUCCAAAAGAAUGGUCGCAAUUAACGGCAGUUGUUGUGAAACACCUAACAAGUGAUGCAGUUGUCAAACACUACGACAACAAUUUAAUACUACUCGCCAUUAUGCCCAUCAUAUUUCCCGUUGAUAGUGAGGCUACUUCAGCAGAGGCUGUUGGAAGUAUUUUAAAUAGCGAACUAGCCGUACAAAUAGCUUUUCUGAAAAAGUUGUCUAUACCAAAGGGCAAUAAGUUCAAUGUUGCCGACUUCAAACGACAAUUUUUGGAUGUUGUAAGUUUUAGCCAGGAUAAACCUUCCGUGAUUUCUCUCUUCGAAAGUGUACAAUCACAAGGAGACAACUACUUCAAACAAGCCAUACAAGUAUACCACUUUUUGAUGUUGGUCACUGCAUGUUUGAAGGAAAAAUAUACGGCUGAAAAAAGCUCACAAAUCUUUAAGCAGAUUUCAAACUACGUCAAUAAGUUUCCCAUCAAACAUUUGGAUUAUUCUCAAGGUGACAAAGUUUUGAAUCGAUUGAAUUAUAUACCUAUGCAGUUGUUUUGCGAUUUCUUGUUGGCCCUAACCAAGCAUACCAAUUUGGAAAAACUCUCUAUGUGCUCCUGGGAAGAAUUAAAAAAUGCUGAGUUGGAAUAUUUCCUGACCGUAUUUGAAUUUGUGGCCGAUAAAUCGUUCAGUUUGGAUAAUGAACAGACGGAGUGGUCUAAAAUAUUGAAGGAAUUGUUUGAUUCGGUCUUUAAGAGUCCCCUGCAAAAACUCACUUUCUUAAUUGAUUUCUAUGUGUAUGAAGAACAUGCAACUGUUGCAGAAUAUCCGGUGUUACGCGUGAGAGCUUUCCAACUUGUCCAAAGUUUGUUGAAAAAUAGCAAUAACCUGAAAUUAGAAGCUCUACAUAUCUUCAAAAUUACCAUUGCUUUAUUAAGUUCAUCACAAGUUGUGCGUUCGGAAGCCCUGGCAACAUUGAAAGUUUUACUGAAUGAAACCUCUACAGUUGAUGGGGAAUUGGAAUUCUUCGUGAAAUCAGUUCUUGAACGUUCGGAAGAGAUAUCAAUGGAUUCAGAACAAUAUCCCUUGAUUUUGUACGGCCUUUUGAAAGGCGGUGAAAAUAAGCAGACAAUUACAAUGGGUUCCAAGAUAUUGAAAGGCAUUUUAGCCAUAUUUGGCAAACACGAGUCUUUAGAACAAGCAGUGUUUGUUGAAAAACUCCUACGCAUUAUAGUUCACAUCAGUGAUGAUACAGAAAUUAUUAAAAGCGUAGUGCCUUUGGCCUCAAGGGCUUUGCAGCUCUUUACAUUGGAUCAGUCAUUGCAACAUUUGAAGGAACCAUAUGCUUCAAUUGUCCGCUUAGUCCUAGAACGCUUUAAUACCUCAUACAUUGAAGAUGUUUUGCUCGAUAAUCACAAUGCAUGGGAAUUAAUUGAAAACAUAUUUGAAAAUUGUAUGGUAUUCCUCGAUAGCGAAGAUGGACUAAAAUCAGUUACCUGUGUUUUCUUGGAGUCUCUAGACGAAUUUAGCUUCGAGAAAAUGCCAUCGAAAUACAAAAACCAGUUCUUGUUAUUGCUCAUCAAGACUUUGGCUAUCGCUGAGAACGAUAGCAUUUUCUUGGCAGCAAAUAAACUGUUGAAAAAAUGUACCGUUAACUGCGAACCGUUGCAUGAAAUCAUUCAUAAUAUGUACAAGGCUUGUUUGGAUAGUAGCAAGUCGUCAACACCUCGUCGUGGCGCCAAUAAACGUGAAACGAUGCAAUCACCAGUGUUGCAUGUCAGUGGUCUCGAGUGGAAAAAGGGUGUGGUGUUAAUGGAAAUUUUGGAAAAUAAAAAGAAACUAGAAAAUUGUACCGUCUUGAUACCGCCUCUUUUUGAAUUGCUCAAUUGUUGCUUGGCGGUGGAGGAGCAAACAACCGUCGAAUAUACCAAACAAUUGGUAUUGUCUGCAUUGCUCAAUUGCUGCCAAAAGGCAACAGAGGAUAAUGUUAAUUUGCAGACUGCACUACCAAAGACCACAUUCCGUGUGGACCAAAUUGUACAGUGCCUUCGAGCUUCGCAAAAUCCCCAAACCCAUCACAAUGCUUUGCUUUUGUUGUCCCAUUGCGCCGCUCUAUUUCCUCAACAGGUACUACACAAUAUAGUGGACAUAUUUACAUUUAUGGGGUCUUCGGUGGUGCGCCAUGAUGAUGCCUUUAGUUUCCACAUUAUCAACGAUAUCAUUGUGUCCAUUGUGCCCAUAUUGGUAAAGGACAAAACCGCUGUCAUACCUGUGCUCAAAGUCUUCUCCGAUAUAAUGCUCGACGUUCCCGAACACCGACGUUUGCCGUUGUACACCAAACUAAUAAAGACCUUGGGAUCCGUCGAUCACCUUUGGAUGUUUUUAUGCGUGGUUUUCGAAGCGCAUGUAAUUGACGAUGAAAAACAAAGAAUGUUACAAAAGAAAUCGGCAAAACCUUCAGUAGCAUCGGCCGAUCAAAUGUCUAAGCGGAUUGAGAUUGUCCUCGAGCUAUGUAAUACCUUUGCUCCCGACGAGAUAUUGGAAACCUGCAUUCAGCUGAUGAAAUAUACUGCAGAGUUACCCAUGCAAAAGCAAGAAAAAUCUGAAAGGAAAUCACUUACUAACGCCGACAAUCAUGAGGCCAGUCUAUUUGAUGUGAAUGCUCGCUCGGCCAAACAGCUAAGGCAUUAUAAAUACGUUAUUAUGCAAUUCCUUUCGGCUAUCACAUCUUCUGACGAGUUCCUAAAGAAAAUAGCAAAGCUAACGGAUGAAGAAAUUUUGGAAAUGAAAUCCUACUAUCAGAAACUUAUUAUACGCAUACUCUCCUAUGUACCCAAUGUGACAUCAGCCAUUGAAAAGGCCGAGGAGGCAUCGUUGCAAAAAUUCUGGAAAGUUAUACUUCAUCAUCUGCACGAUGUUUUGGACAAUUCAAUAUCUCUGCUUUCGGCUGAAAUGUUUUUAGUUGUCGUCAAUGGCCUAAUGCACCAUCAACUGUUGUCCAUACGUAAAAAGGUCAUCGAACUUUUGAUUAGUAAACUACAGCAAAGGGAUGGCUUCUUUGAUUAUGUGGAUUCCGAACACUUUGAUAAUCUGCUGCAACCGUUGUCAGAAAUUAUAAACGGUAUUUUGGUGCGUGAUGACAGCGUAGACCCAGCCCAUCAAAAUGAAUUGAUCUUUUUGCAACAGACAGCUUUAAUAGCAAUUAAACUCUUAUCAAAGACGUUCGCCAUUAAACAUAUUCCUGAAUUUAAGGAAAUUUUGACAACACUCACGAAAAUUACCCGACAGCGCACAGCCAUUUCAAAAAUUGUUCUGGCUACGGUGGUUUUGACGAUGAUUGAAAUCUCUUCCAAUUUGAAGGCACACUCUAUAGCUCAUUUGCCCAAAUUUAUGCCUCAACUCAUUGAAAUAUUGCAAGAUCACGCGGAAUUAGUACGUCAACAGCCACCAGAUAAUAUUUGUGUGGCCAUUGUAACUGGUAUGCAAAAACUUUUUGAAACUCUACCAUUGUUCCUGGGCCCCUAUAUUGUGGAUAUUAUUACUGCACUCAGUUCAAUCGGUACACGCAUUAGAGCGCAGAAUAAUGAAAAGGAUCAACGAUCGAGCACAACCCUACAGAAAAUUACAAUAAUUUGGUCAAAAAUAGCAACUGAUUUACCAUUGCGUAUUCUUGUGCCUUCUUGUGACAAGGCCUAUGCCCGCUUAAUGACAACCAAGAAUUAUGCUGAUAUAAGCGUACUUAUGAAACUUCUGCAUCAGGCCAUUGCACAUGCAGAAAAUAAAGACCUGACGGCAGUGCAUUCGGAAUUAAGCACCAUGUUUAUGCAGGCUUUAGAAUUCCGAUUACUACUAAAGGAUUCUAAUGUAGAUGGAGAUGUUGUUAGCAAAACUGAAACUACAAUCGUCGAGGCCUUUGUUGCUUGGGUAUUGAAGCUAUCGGAAAGUUCAUUUAGGCCCUUGUACCACAAACUUUACAAUUGGGCAUUCCAGCAUGACCAGCCUCAGAAGGAGACCAUGUUAACCUAUUUCUUACUCACACAAAAAAUAGGCGAGUCAUUGAAGUCAUUGUUUGUACUUUUUGCCAGCGAAUUUAUCGAAGAUGCUGCCCGCCUACUAGAUGAAUGUAAUGCCCUCAAGACGGAAAUACCAAGCAACGAGGAACCGUUAAUAACUCAACUACUAAAGGCCAUACUGGCUACCCUGCACAAUAUUUUCUUAUAUGAUAGCAAGGAAUUUGUAAAUACCCAACGAUUCGAAUAUCUUAUGCCCGCAAUUGUUGAUCAAUUGGAAAAUCGUUUAGUUCUGGAAGAUGAAAGUCUGCAAGCAGUGCUCGGACAAUGUAUAGCUCAACUUGCUGUUGAUGUGUCAAGUGACGUUAUGUGGAAACAACUAAAUUAUCAAGUUUUGCUUAAGACACGUACGACUGUUCCCGAAGUUCGUAUAUUUGCCUUUAAUUGCUGCGUUGAGAUUGCACGCAAAUUGGGCGAAGAUUUUACUCCAUUGCUACCCGAAACAGUACCAUUCAUUUCAGAACUGUUUGAAGACGAAAAUCCACGAGUGGAGAAGAAUACUAGAAAAUCGGUACAAGAAUUGGAGGUUAUUUUAGGUGAAUCUUUACAAAAAUAUUUGUAAUUAAUUUUUUUACAAAAUCAUUUUAAA
Molecule: messenger RNA, 6381 nt
Organism: Musca vetustissima
Lineage: Eukaryota; Metazoa; Arthropoda; Insecta; Diptera; Muscidae
Product: HEAT repeat-containing protein 1 homolog
Exons: 4
Coding region: 1-6354 (2117 amino acids)
Biological process (GO): maturation of SSU-rRNA from tricistronic rRNA transcript (SSU-rRNA, 5.8S rRNA, LSU-rRNA); positive regulation of transcription by RNA polymerase I
Cellular component (GO): t-UTP complex; 90S preribosome; small-subunit processome
Molecular function (GO): snoRNA binding
Source: RefSeq, a predicted model, not a curated record